AUAUUCUCAUUUUACAUUUACAAAAACGACAGACCGUCUCCAGUGAGGUUGCUCUUUUAUGUCAGCGCUCCCCUCCAAUAACUGCAUUUACCGGGAACUGUUCAUCUCCGUUUAGUGAUACUCUUAUUUAAAGAGAGGCAAUGAUGUCUGGCGAAGAGGCUCCAACUCUGCAGCCUGAGCAGGAGAAGCAGCCCGACGAGGAGCCUCCCCCGGCGGUCUCAGAGGCUCCGCAGCAGUCCGGGAGCAGCAGCCCUGUGGUGGCCGAGGAGAAGCCUCUCUCCAUCCGGGCUCUGGUCCUCACGGGCUACGGGGGCUAUGAUAAAGUGAAGCUGCAGGUGAAGACGCAGAAGCAGCAGCUGGCUGCGGGAGAAGUGUUGGUGCGCGUGAAGGCGUGCGGGCUGAACUUCGCGGAGCUGAUGGGCAAACAGGGUCUGUACGAGCUGCUGCCCCCCCCGCCCGUCACCCUGGGCAUGGAGGGCUCCGGGGUCAUCGAGGCUGUCGGGGAGGAUGUGAAAGACAGGAAGGUUGGGGAUCGGGUCAUCAUGUUGAUCCGCAGCGGCAUGUACCAGGAAGUGGUCGUUGUGGCCGCUGGCAACACCUUCCUCAUGCCCGAGCAGAUGAGCUUUGAGGAGGGGGCCGCGCUGCCCGUCAAUUACCUCACCGCCUACCUGAUGCUGUUCGAGUCGGCCAACCUGAAGCCAGGCAAGAGUGUCCUGGUCCAUAUGGCUGCAGGUGGUGUCGGUGUCGCUGUUACCCAGCUCUGUCAGACUGUGCCAGAUGUGACGGUUUUUGGCACGGCCUCAGCCUCCAAACAUGAGAUCAUUUCCCAAGGCGGCGUAACUCACCCCAUCGACUACCGCACCAAAGACUACGUGGAGGAAGUCCGCAAAAUCAGCCCCAAGGGAGUGGACAUCGUCCUGGACCCCCUCGGUGGUUCAGACACCCAGAAAGGCUUUAGUUUGUUGAAGCCUUUGGGCAUGCUUAUAGUCUUUGGCGCGGCCAAUUGUGUGACGGGCCAGAAGAAGAACCUGUUGGCCUUGGCGAAGAGCUGGUACAACCAGCUGUCGCUCAGCAUGCUCAAACUGAUGCAGACCAACAAGGGCGUCUGCGGCUUCCACCUGGGCUACAUCCCCGAUGAGCAACUGAUCGUCCGCACCAUGGGGAAGCUGCUGGAGCUCUACAGCCAGGGCAAGAUCAAGCCCCGCAUCGACUCCUGCUACCACUUUGAGGAGGCGACUGAUGCCAUGAAGCGAAUGCACGAACGCCAAAACAUCGGGAAAGUCAUCCUUCUUCCUGAAGCGAAGAAAGAGGAAGAGGUGCCAAAGUCCAACCCUGAGCCGGUAGAAAAUGUGGAAAAAACUGAAGCUGCCGUCAACGAGAAGAAGGAAGAGACCACAGAGGAAGUUAAAGCCGAGGGUUGAGUAAGAGUGUCUAUUUGAGUGAUAUUUUCAAGCACUUCCUGAAUGCGAUCCCUAUUGUUCACUUGUCAAAAAGAGAAGAAAAAGCAGGAUGCCAUGAAUUUGUUGGUUUUUCUCAGUAUUUUCAAAUGUUUAUGAAGAUUGUGUUGUGCAAUAUGUCGAUAGUGUGGUAUCUGUGUUGGGAAAUUUGUGUUUAAAGAAAAAAUAAUAAAGUAUGGUUUUACAUUACGUGAGGAAAAAUGAAUUCUGCAAAAAAUGUAAGGGUGUGGCUGCAAAAACAAGGUCCCAUUGACAGCAGCUUAGCAAACCUUAACAACCCAGGGCCUGUAUGUAUGAAAUGGUCCUAUAAUAAAAGUUUAAAUAAAACUCAGCUCUGUCUCAAGAAGCUGAUAGAAUUGCAUUAGGUUCCCAGUCAGGGAUCAGAUUACCAGUCAUGCAGUGUAGCCAACAUUACAUAUGCUUCACCGCACUGCAGCAUGCAAGAGUAGAGCUUAUCGGUGGAAACAACUCCUACAUAUUACAGCUACUUUCUAUUCUACAUAAAAAUAAACAAGUUAAAGUAGAAAAUAAAACAGUAGGGAAAUUGCAUCAUUGCAUCAUUCGUAUAAUUUUGACUAAUUUAAGAUAAAUAGAUAUACAUACCUGCCCUGAUUCUGCCUUUUUUUCUGCGUCAAACCUGGCAAUGUGAUUCUAAUGAAAUCAGAGUGUCAGUUCUUGUAGUUCAUUGAAUCCUGUUACAAAUGAUGAAUCUAUCAGGAAUCUGUUCUUGUUAUCAGUUAUUUGUAGUGUAAGACUUGUUAGUAAAAGAUGGUUAUGAUGCACUCAAAUGUCUUGUUGAUGGAGGUUGUUAAACAAUAGGUCAGUAUUGUAUUAUAGUUGAAAUUGUUAGGUGUUUCUCACAUAUUUGUGCCAAAUAUCAAGCCAGCUUUUACCACUGCCGUCAAAGCCAACUGUGAAUAACAAUUAGCGGGACUUCCAUUGCCUUGGCACUCGUUGCCUCUGGGUUUUCUUCCAACAAUGUUGUGCUGAAUUUGAGAUUCAACUUUUUGGGAGGGGCCACGUUAAGGAAGGGUUUCCACCUUGGUUGAUUUUUUGCUGCUUUCUCAAAUCCUACGUUGCCUGUUUAAAGUUAAAAAAAAUGGUGCCGUGUUGAUAAACUGAGAUAAUUCUUUGCUUUUCAUGAGUUUUGUUUUUCAGUGCUUUAUACAUAUUAAUUUGGCUCCUGCAAUAUAGUAAUGGAUUAUUAGGCUUCAUUCUUCUUAGUAAUCAUUUGUAAUGCUUGCAUAUCUGUUUCUUUGAGUGCAUAACCUCAAAUAGUGGGCUCAGUAAUUCAGAUGUUUUGUCCAGCUGUGGGUGUAAUACAAUGCUGUGACGCAGAAGACGCUGCCGAAGCACAAGAGAAAGAGUUUUCCUCCCAUCCUCACCGAGCAGCUGCUCACAUUCCUCCCUCCACCCUCAGUCCUGCUCUCUGUCUCGCUCUGUGGCCAAACCUUCUCAAAACUCCCUCUUCACUCUGCUUUGAAAGACGUACUUGGAAACACAGAUAAUGCUUUAUGUUAUUUACAUCUGGGACAUUUUUUUCUUUUGGCCACUUGGACAAGUAUUGUUAAUUUUGGCCCGGUUUCCUUCUCGUAGUAUGAUGUAAGAUCUGAUGUGGAGUUUGAGUGGGAACUGGAGUCAGCUAUGAGACGUUUAUCCUUUUGUUUAAAUCCAAGUGUGUAGAAUUUCUUUUUUAUUUUCAAUUUUUGUUGACAUGUUUCUCUACCCACAAGCCUGGUGUUUGCCUGCAUGGUAAAUGUUAAAAUGUAACUACUGAACCAAAUGGGAGAUGAGUCUAACUAAUGAGCAACCUGAGUAAAUUAAAGCUGAUUGUUAAAGAAACAUUUGUGAUUUUAAAACAAGCUCUACUAAAUCCUUUGCAUAUAUUUCUCUAAUUCUAUAAGAUUGUAAACUUUAAAAAAAAAACUUCAGUGAAAGACAAAUCUAGCUACAAAACUACAUAGUGUCUAAAAUAUAAAAAAAUAUAAUGUUUCUCUUAAUAAUUUGACAACAACAUUAAUUGAUAGUGUUCACUCAUGCUGCGAGGGACAUCUAGUGGUGAAAUUGUGCCUUUUUAAAUAACUUCACAAUGUUGCCUAUGAACAAAAUGUAUUGCAACCUGCCUUAGCAGUUAUAAAAUACUUAAACAUUUUAUAAAAAAAAUAGAUUGCUAAUCACAAAUCCAUUCAAAUAUUCUAGCACACUUUCUCACUUCUUCAAAACGGUGUACCAAAAAAAAUGCAUUAGAUUUGCCGCAUAAUAAAAAUGUUAUGUUUUUUUCUGUGUUAGCUACAAUGGUUUGUCUCAAUAAGUAAACUAUUUGAUUUGUUGAAGUUCAAAUUACGCAGCCUGUUUUUUUUUUAUACACACUUUAUGCACACUUGCCUUCUGUGUUAAAUGGCACUAACUUGUCUGUAUUAUUAAAAUGUUAUCGCAUGAUGUUCUAA
Messenger RNA from Notothenia coriiceps (black rockcod), 3904 nucleotides. Its product is annotated as synaptic vesicle membrane protein VAT-1 homolog. Bases 141 to 1421 code for a protein of 426 amino acids. Gene Ontology annotation, molecular function: oxidoreductase activity. The record is from RefSeq and is a predicted model, not a curated record. Gene Ontology annotation, biological process: negative regulation of mitochondrial fusion. The transcript is spliced from 6 exons. Gene Ontology annotation, cellular component: mitochondrial outer membrane. Lineage: Eukaryota; Metazoa; Chordata; Actinopteri; Perciformes; Nototheniidae.